AUGCCAAAGUCAACACAAGCUAGACUCCAAUACCAUGAUUUCCAUUGUGGACACCGAGGAGGACUUGCUCCUUCUCCCUCCACUCUUCAAAGCAUGCGAAGCACCACAAAUUUUGCCACAUCCAUGUCGGCACCUCCUCGAAUGGUUUCCUUUGAAGAUGGGCAUUCUGAUGCUUGUAGCUCCUCUUCUUCGGACUUGGAACAUGUGUUAAUGCCCUUGCAUCAAUCAGCAGAACAACAUUCUAACUCAGAACAAACACGCGGAGAGGGUACCAAAGAAGUACGACUCUGCCGAUCCACCUCUUCUCACAAACCACGACUCCUUGCACGACACAUGCCCAGUCUAUCUCUUGUGGACUUGGCCAAUACACUUGGAAUGGAUGAUGCCAACCGAGAAUCUGGUCUUCUGUCCCCCAGGCGCCCUCAUUCGGCACCAGUUUCACCUGUUUCGGGUGUGGCCUUGGAUCCUCAGCGAUGCCUAGUCUCAACCCCCACAUCGAGUCUACUCCCACCAGCCAUGGAAUCUUCAGCUGAACCAUGGGGACACUUUGUAGACAUGGCCUUGCCUGAUAAGCAACUACGAAGAGUACUACCCAAUAAGACUGUUCCUCUCAGUGCCCGGGCUUCUGGCAAGUCCAACAAUCGAAAGAGACAUGAACGAAGGGCAAAUCCAUAUGGCGACUAUUACAAGACCAAGCACCCGCUAUGCUUUCAGCCCAACAAGAGUAGACCUGGAUUGGAUUUCGUAGUUCCAUUUUCUGAAUCACUCUUUCAGCUACAGCCACGGAGCUACAAAGAACCAGCAGAGCAGAUUGUUGGAGACUUCGAACGUCUUCAUUUUCGCUGA
Cylindrotheca closterium is the source of this 846-nucleotide messenger RNA. NCBI's taxonomy places the organism in Eukaryota, Bacillariophyta, Bacillariophyceae, Bacillariales, Bacillariaceae. The record is from the annotation of a GenBank genome assembly.